UUAAGUCCAUUAUUCCUGCCUGCUCUCCCUCUGAGCACUUCUACUCCGCUCAGCUCCUGUGAAAACUGUGUGUGUGUGUUAAGAAAAGUUUUAUGUGUGUGCAUAGGGUUGUGUGUUUUUCUAAGUGGAGCUGGAGUGCAGCCGUUCAUGAGUGGAGCUGACUGCAGACAGGGGAAUACUCAGAUCUCACUACACUGCUUUUUAACUCACGCACCAGCUGCUUUUUGGACUUUUUUAAGACUCACUGGACUUUUUCGCACCAAAGUGGGACUCUGUCGCUGCUCUCUUUCUGCCCUCCAGGCACCAUUCCCAUCACUGGAAUUACUCAAGAUUUUUUUCACAGCUGAAAAUAAUUUUUACAGGAAUAUCUAACUGCCUAUUUUAAUUGUAUUUAUCCUCUCAAUUUAUAGACUCUCAGUUUUUUCCACCUGAUUCCAGAAAAAAUGUUUCUGUACAUUCUCAUUGAAUUUAGAUAUGCACAAGCCUGAGAAUGGGUGUUUUGCACAUAACAAGAGCUCAGUGAGUGUGUGUAGGUGUGUGUAUACAGCACUCUCUAUACUGUGAGUAUAUAAUCAAGAGGGUUUGUCUCAUAUGGACAUGUGUGUUUUCUUUUUUAUUCCAAUAAAAAAACCAUGAGAGGUCAGACAGCAAAAGCAGUACAGUAACUAUGGAAACAGCUGGUCCUGCCAGAGGUAUGUUGGGCUUAGGUGGACGCUGAUCCCGACCUGGAAUGUUCUGAACUCUUUUGGAAUUUGGUUCGCCUGGAAACGGAUGGACAGGUCUCUAUGCCCAUGUGUGACGUUUUUGUCCCGUCUUGGAUGUGAGAGGUAAACUUGGUCGUCCUUCACGGGAGGAGCACUGGAUCUGCCAAGAGAACUCUUCAAAACCAAGGAGGACAAUAUAAAGAUUACUCUGAAUAUUAAAGGUAGAAAGGAAGGAAGACUGGAAAAGAUUGAAGCUCUGCAAAAAACAAGAGGGAGAAUCUGUUUUGGUUUUGCAAAGCUGAGUCCAAACUAGUCCAAAGGCAGGUGGACAUUACUGCUAAGUGGAAUAUAAAUAAAUAAAUUCACUUUUGAAAGGAAGGAGCUUGUUCUAAGCGUGCCGAGAUGAUGACCAUGAUGAUGAUGAUGGCGGCCAUGAUGGUCACCUGCAGCUCUCUGUUCCUGCUGGGUCUGGCCGCUGCUCAUGCUUCCUCUGGCACCAUGACCCGCACUUCCUCUUCAUCUUCAUCCUCUUCCUCCUCCUCCUCCUCCUCCUCACCACGCAUGAAGCUCUCAUACAAAGAGUUGCAGCAGUUCCAUGGAGUGCGGCGCUUUGAGCUGGAGCGUUCCUGCUGCUUCAGCGCUCUGCUGUUGGAUGAAGAAAGAGGCCGCCUCUUUGUCGGGGCCAAGAACUUCCUGCUGUCGCUAUCAUUAGACAACAUUGCCAAGCAGGAACACAAGAUCUACUGGCCAGCUCCCGUCGACUGGAGGGAGGAGUGUAACUGGGCUGGCAAGGAUAUCACUUCUGACUGUGUGAACUAUGUGAAGAUCGUGCACCACUAUAACCGCACCCACCUGUAUGCCUGUGGAACUGGGGCCUUCCACCCUACCUGUGCCUUCGUAGAGGUGGGACACAGGAUGGAGGACCAUGUAUUCAGGAUUGACCCCUCUAAGGUGGAGGAUGGGAAAGGGAAGAGUCCAUAUGAUCCUCGCCACAAUGCUGCAUCUGUACUCGUCGGUGAUGAGCUAUAUGCAGGCGUGGCCACAGACUUAAUGGGACGGGACUUCACCAUCUUUAGAAGCCUGGGGAAACGCCCCUCCAUCCGCACCGAACAGCAUGACUCACGCUGGCUCAAUGAACCAAAAUUUGUUGGUUCCUUUUGGGUCCCAGAAAGUGAAAACCCUGAUGAUGACAAGGUCUUUUUCUUCUUCCGUGAGACCGCGGUUGAGGCCCAGGGGCUGGGAAAGUCCACCUACUCCCGCAUCGGACAACUCUGCAGGAAUGACAUGGGUGGUCAGCGAAGUCUGGUGAACAAGUGGACGACAUUCCUCAAGACCCGUCUGAUAUGCUCGGUACCAGGAGCAGAUGGCAGCGACACGUACUUUGACGAGCUGCGCGAUGUGUUCCUGCUGCAGACAAGGGACAGAAAGAACCCUCUGGUCUACACUGUCUUCUCUACUUCCAGCAGUGUAUUUAAAGGCUCAGCUGUGUGUCUCUACUCCAUGAAUGACAUCCGGAGGGCCUUCCUGGGGCCCUUUGCUCACAAAGAGGGGCCCAACUACCAGUGGGUCCCCUUCCAGGGAAAAGUCCCCUAUCCCCGCCCAGGAAUGUGUCCCAGCAAGACAUUUGGCAGUUUUGAGUCCACAAAGGGUUUCCCAGACGAUGUGAUCCAGUUUGCGCGUCACCACCCUCUGAUGUAUAACCCUGUCUACCCUAUGAGCCGACGGCCCGUCUUCGUCAGAACAAAUGUGGACUACAGCUUCACACAGAUUGUCGUGGACAGAGUCAGCGCUGCCGAUGGACAGUAUGAUGUCAUGUUUAUUGGCACAGACAAAGGAACAGUACUAAAGGUGAUCAAUGUCCCUAAGGAGAGCUGGAACAACAUGGAGGAACUUCUACUGGAAGAGCUGGAGGUCUUUAAAGAUGCCUCAUCUAUCAUCAACAUGCAGAUCUCCUCAAAACGGCAACAGCUGUAUCUGGGCUCAGACACAGGCAUUGCCCAGGUUCCCCUUCACCGCUGCAGUGUGUAUGGGAAGGCCUGUGCUGAGUGCUGCCUCGCCAGAGACCCAUACUGCGCCUGGGAUGGAACAUCCUGUACUCGUUACCUGCCAAACACCAAGAGACGUUUCCGUCGCCAGGAUGUAAGGAACGGAGACCCCAACACCCUGUGCUCUGGAGACCACCAUAAGUACCGUGUUGCAGAGAGGAAGCUGUAUGGAGUUGAGGGAAGCAGCACUUUCUUGGAGUGUAUCCCCAAAUCCCUUCAGGCCAGAGUCACCUGGACCUUCCAGAAACAUUCCCAGAACCCACAGGAAGAGGUGCGUCUAGAUGACCGCAUCCUCCAGACAGACAGAGGCCUUCUGAUUCGCCGUGUCCUGAAGAGAGAUAUCGGCAUCUACCAGUGCCACGCUAUGGAACACGGCUUCACCCAAACCUUACUAGGCAUCACCUUGGAAGUUGUACCUUCAACAUCCUCCUCAGUCUCCAAUCUACCCUCCGAUGCCCCUGUCCGAUUAGACCCCCGCAGCGGAGGUGGACCCCCAAUGACCAAUCAAAAGCUUUGGUACCGGGACUUCAUGCAGCUGGUGGACCACCCUAACCUUAGUACCGUUGACCAGAUUUGUGAGCAAGUCUGGGCACGCAAGAACGCCGGUGGUCACCAACUUGAUAAGAGCUUUCCUGCUCCAGGGAAGGAUGGCCCGCCUCUGGGCCCUGCUGUUCGCCCAGCUAACAAGAAGUGGAAGCAUCUUCAGGAGAUAAGGAAGGGGAGAAACCGCCGGACCCAUGAUGGAAAACCGAACCCACGGGCGCCUCGCAGUGCAGGGGAGUAGCAACGUAGAGAAAGAGAUGGAAGGAGAAAAGAAUGACUGAUACAAGGAGAAAUGACGAGAGUGAUAGAAAGAGACUGAGAGACCAAGAACUCCUGGAGGUGUUCACACAUACAGAUACACCCACGCACAUAAAAACACAUGCACACACACACGCACGCACACGCACACGCACACACACCCACACACAGCACCUCCUCUAUUGUGCAUAUUUAUCUAUGGAUGCCCCCACUAUAUGUUACCCCAAUCCCUGAGCCCUUGUCCCACUGGCCAGCCCCUGCAUGUGCUGCCUUACAACCCAAAUUGAUUCUGCACGAUCCCUUUACACUGUUCCACUAGCGUAGUCGAGUGUACAAGCAGGUACGUGGGAGUGAACCCACCUCUGGGCAAUAAACUUACACUACCUGUCAUUCCCUUUGCCACUGACUAUAUAUGGAAGGUGGGUUCACAGCACAGGUUUACCACAUCUUUUGUUGGGUAUUAACGUUUGCCUACUACAUGCCAGCUACACAUGUUAUAUGUGGAUAAUGGCUCACAGUAUGAACACCUACUCUCUGGACUACACCACUCAGAACAAAAACAGCCCCAAAGUUUUGGAUUAAAGCGCCUCACAGCUUUUCUUACCUGAAGAUUUCAUACCAAUGUAAAAAUAAAUGGUGGACUUGAGUGCGGGGAAUGGGAAGGAAUGGAGAAACGCGACAACUGGAAUAUACUGGAUGGUCUUUAACUGGAAACACAUUUAACUAUUUAUGUGAAAUUGCACAAGCAUGCAGACAAACACUUUUUUUUAAAAAUUAUUACUAUAUUAACAGAUGAAUUGAUCAACUUCCUGUGGUGCUCUUGUUGCACAUAUUUCCAGUAACCUCAAUUUUCACAUGGUUUUCUGUGCAUAUUAUAUAAUGUAGUCACAGAAGAGGUAGAGAUGCCAGCAGCGUGGGGCAGCCUGUGGAACAGAUCAGCAUGUUGCAGAACUGGAUAUUUUAUAUAGUAGGUCUCUUAGCGGUUUCCUUAGGCACAUUGAGGCAUGUUGCAGCAAAAUAAAUCACACAAUACAAUGCAGUCAUGGUUAAAGAGCAGUCGUAUCUGGCCAGAUAUGAUUAUAUUGCUUUACCAAACCACUAGAGAAUGAGGGGUGGAAAAACUACUGGCAUUCCAUGAUGUGAGAGAAAGAUGAGAUGUUUACAGUACACAGACAUAGCUGGAGCACAAAGAAGUCAAUCUCUAAAAGCAAAUAAAAGCCCAAAUAAGACCUGUAUUACAUAUAAACACAUUUUAGUUACGUUUUAUGUGGUGUCUUUAACAUACAAAUAUUAUAAUAAACAUUGGAAGUGCAUAUAGAAAAAGAGUUUUGACAUCCAAAACCUCACUAAAAUUUGCUAUUUAUUGGUUUUAUUUUUGGCUGUGUUCAAUGUUUUGUGCAUUAACAGUAAGGAGAAGUCAUUAACAUUGUGGUUUGGGUGGUUUAAUAUGAUGAGGAGUUAGAGGAAAGAUCUUAGUGGACUGAGCUCUAAUAUGACAACCCCUGUUUCUGGGCUACAGUACAGAAUAUAUAUAUAUAUAUAUAUUGGAUUACUAUAUAUAUAUAUAUAUAUAUAUAUAUUAUAUUACCAUGAUAUUUAUGAGUUAUGAUUUUUUGUAUUCUAUGCGGUACUUCUACUCCUUGCUCUUUUACACUGUUCUUGCAUAUGUUUUUUGUGAUAAAUGGAUAUAUGCAAAUAAUAUGAGACGAGUGAGUCACCGACCCCUCAUUCAGCACGGUAAAAUGCACAGAAAGCAGAUCUUCUGCGCUACCUACAAUGCAUUUCACUGUCCACAAAAAAAAAACAAAUAAACAAAAAAAAACUUCCAUCUGACUUCAUACACUGCUGGAAUCACUUCUUAACGUAGUGUUACACUCAUUAAUAUCAUUGACUUUUGCUGCUUAACGAUGUCAUCUCUUCCUAAUGGACAAUUAGUAAUAAGGUCUUCCUUCUCUCUGUCUUUAGUCCAAUAUAUUUCUGUGUAGUCUCUGUAAAGAAACCUUGUUUGUUGGUUGUCUGUGCUAACAUGGUGUGUGUAGCCUGCCCCCUAGUGUCUAUUGUGUGUACAGGCUCGGAUGAAGAGUCUACCUGUGGUACGAUAACUUCAUUAUAUCAUAGUCUGUCUACAUGAAAGAAAGCAACUGGCCUUGUAAGAUAAAACAAGCAUUUAUGUUUUGCAUUCAUACAGUCUCAAUAUGAUUUUUAUGAUGAAUAUAUGUUGUAAUUUGUGUUGCUGCCACAAAUUUCUCAGAAGUAUCAUGGUUUUAAAGAUUUUCAGUAUACUGAAAUUGGCUAAAUUUGGCUGUGGUGUGUUCAUUAAUUCCCUGAUAGGAGGCAGCACAAACUAGGUCUGUGAGUGGAUUUUAGAUGUACGGAAUCAUUGUCGUUAUUUAUAUACCUUCUUUCUAGAGAUGUAAUUAACUUUUUAAACCCAACUGACUGACUCCUGUGAAGGGGCACUCUGCAUUUUGACACCACAUGCAGGAUUUACUGCAAAAGCAUGACAUGAAAAAAAUCAAAACUGAGUUUAAAUGUGGGGAGCUGCCUGUCUAUAUAGGCACUAUCUGCAUUUAAACCACAGUACUAAUUGGGUUAAUUCACUAAAUGGAGAUUAAACUUAUUAGUCGUGUACUUCUUUUUCUUUGCUAAGAGAUUAUUUACAUUGGUAGUGAUGUCAAACUUGCCUGAGUCUCCCUUUUAAGCCAGCUGUUUUUGCUCUUUUGAAAUUGCAUGACCAAUGUUAGUGGCUAACGCGUUUGACAAUGGUGCGGUGACAAGAAAGAGCGAGAGAAAGAAAACACAAUGUCGAAUACUAUUAUUAUUCCUAUGUAUUUAUGUGCAAAGAUAAGCUGAUAUGUUGUGGUGGAUUUUUAUUUUUCUUAUAAAUGUAAAUUUACAUCUGUAUUGUUCAUGUUCUGCUGAAAAGAACUCAUUCUCAACUUUUUUUGGGAAAACCCUUCUGAACACAGUGUCAAAUUAGAGUCUUUGUUGUGUUGUUACACAGCUCUCCAAUCAACAAUCUUGUUGUAUCCCAUGCCAUGUGACGCACCCCUGUAUGAUAGCUCACAAGGAGAGGCUUGUGUAUGUGUGCGUGUGUGAGCGAGAGAGAAAUGUGUGCUUGUGGUUUUUUGUGUGUGUGAGUUUUGGGGGAAAGCAGAGCUCUGUAUAUAAUGGCAAAGGAACAGUGGUGUGUGUGUAUAGAGUGGUCUAUAGGUGAAAGUUCAAAGGUUGAAGGCCAAAGUUAAUGUGGUGCACUGUAAUACUCCCAGAGAUCUUUGUGAAAUGUCAUUUCAGAUUGUUUUUGAUUAACACAAUAAAAAUAUGCAGUUACUUAAUGAAA
Siniperca chuatsi (mandarin fish) is the source of this 6890-nucleotide messenger RNA. It is a transcript of the gene sema3b, whose product is annotated as sema domain, immunoglobulin domain (Ig), short basic domain, secreted, (semaphorin) 3B. Bases 1107 to 3533 code for a protein of 808 amino acids. Gene Ontology annotation, molecular function: semaphorin receptor binding; chemorepellent activity. The record is from RefSeq and is a predicted model, not a curated record. The transcript is spliced from 18 exons. Lineage: Eukaryota; Metazoa; Chordata; Actinopteri; Centrarchiformes; Sinipercidae. Gene Ontology annotation, biological process: positive regulation of cell migration; axon guidance; negative chemotaxis.